CACUGUCUCCUGACUGGAGUGGCUGCCUCCUGGGCGGCUGUAGUGCAGCCACCCUGAUGGGCUACUCCAAGCUGUUCAGGGUUUGUUUCUCAUGGAGUGCUCCUCCUUACCUUCUGGGGAUACCUUCCAAGACCCCCAGUGACUGCCUGAGACAGUGGUUGAUACUUGGUGUCCCAGGAGGAUUAGUCCCAGAAAUCCUCAUAGCUACCCACGACUGUGAGUGCCCCGGUUUCCUGGAUAAAAUGGCAUAGUGUCCCCACGGGACCCCCACACCCUCCUGCAGACUUGAAACCAUCUCCAGGGAACGUGGGAUACCGAACGUGACCUGCAGGCUGCGUACAUGACUGUUAGAGCUGUUGUCUGUGAGGAACCUGUUGACUGUGAGGAACCUUUAUCCAGCAGAAGCCUCCAGGCCCCCUGCACCGUUUUCCUCGCCCUCUUUCCUCUCCACGUUGCCAUUUGCCUGGGGUCUCCUGGGAGCAGAGCAGGGGCUGGGCCUUCCUCACAGGGGUUUGCAGACAGCAGUAUCAUGGUGGGGGGAUGUAGUCUCUGCGUGCCACUGGGCUGCCCAGCUUAGGCACAGCAGGAUCAUCAUGCAAAUGGAGUGACCACAUCUUUUUUGGUAGGAUUUGAUAUUUUAAACAGAAAUUCAAGUGGCAGUAGGGGUCAAUUGCAGUAAAUUCCUCCUAAUGACACUGUUGGUUGCAUUGUGGCUUGUGAGAAUGUGUCCCUAGAGGGGCUCGCAGGGAGGAGUCUCCCCAUGAGGGAGGAAGGCUCUCGAUCAAGGGCAACAGACUUGAUCUGAAGGGACAGUCCCUGUGGAGAUUUGUCCACUCUAGUCCUGCAAAAGCAGCCACAGGAGUAGUAAGCAAAUACCCAAAAUGGUGACAAUAAAACUUUAUUUAUAAAAACAGGCAGUGGGCAGGUGGGUGGCUUCUGUCCAAGGAAUGAGACUGCUCCUGGGCUCCUGCCUUCUGGAGCCGCAGUUUCUGCCAUGUAACGUCGUUAUUUCAUCCCCACAAACCUGGGGCCAGAUAUGCCUCAAAGACAGCCAUAGAGGGUCCCACAGCAGGGCCCCAAACUGUCCCAAGAUGGGGCCAGGGAUUCCAAAUCAUGAAGCCCCCGGCCCUGGGGUGAUCAGCCCAGAGCAUCUGUUGGGGGAAUUGGAGUGCUGAAGUGUGUCCUUAUGGCGGACAGGGAGGGCGAAGGAGUGACCACCCGGGCAUGGGCCAGCGCCCUGGGGAUGGAGUUUUGUGAGGGCUUAGGGGAUUUAGCUCAGGGCCAGGCUGGUUUCUUUCUGUGUUUCGUCGACAGUCUUGGCUCUGCUGCCUUCCCCUGGGAGUGGCCUGGGCCGUGGAUGGGGCUCAAGUCUGCUGUGGGACCUGCAGCCUGCUGGGUCCCAGAACCAGCAAAGCACUGUGUGUGUUCCCUUCAGUCAUGACAGGAAUGGAACAAAGAACUGGGAGACAUUACAUCCUCCUUUCCAGCAUGUAUUGAGGCCCCCCUGAAAUUUCCAGAACUCUUUGCACAAUUCAAGUCUUUCCUGGGGGUAAAAGAGCUGUCAUUUGCGCCACCCAUGAGCGACCGAUCUGGGGAUGGAAUAAGCCGGGAAAUUGACUAUGCAUCCUGCAAGCGCAUCGGGUCCAGCUACCGGGCUCUCCCCAAAACCUACCAGCAGCCCAAGUGCAGCGGGAGGACAGCCAUCUGCAAGGAGGUGCUGAAUGACACCUGGGUCUCCUUCCCCUCCUGGUCAGAAGACUCCACCUUCGUCAGCUCCAAGAAGACGCCCUACGAGGAGCAGCUGCACCGCUGUGAGGACGAGCGAUUCGAGUUAGAUGUUGUCCUGGAGACCAACCUGGCCACCAUCCGUGUGUUGGAAAGUGUGCAGAAGAAGCUCUCGCGGAUGGCACCGGAAGACCAGGAGAAGUUCCGGCUGGAUGACUCCCUGGGCGGCACGUCAGAGGUGAUCCAGAGGCGCGCCAUUCACCGCAUCUAUGGUGACAAAGCCCCUGAGAUCAUCGAGAGCCUCAAGAAGAACCCCGUCACCGCUGUGCCUGUCGUCCUGAAGAGGCUGAAGGCCAAGGAGGAGGAGUGGCGGGAGGCCCAGCAGGGCUUCAACAAGAUCUGGCGCGAGCAGUAUGAGAAGGCCUACCUCAAGUCCUUGGACCACCAAGCCGUGAACUUCAAGCAGAACGACACCAAGGCCUUGCGCUCCAAGAGUUUGCUCAACGAGAUCGAGAGUGUCUAUGAUGAGCACCAGGAGCAGCAUUCGGAGGGCCGCAGUGCCCCCUCCAGCGAGCCGCACCUCAUCUUCGUCUAUGAGGACAGGCAGAUCUUGGAGGACGCGGCGGCCCUCAUCAGCUACUACGUGAAGCGGCAGCCAGCCAUCCAGAAGGAGGACCAGGGCACCAUCCACCAGCUGCUGCACCACUUCCUGCCCAGCCUCUUCUUCUCCCAGCAGCUGGACCUGGCGGCUUCGGAGGAGUCAGCCGAUGAGGACCGGGACGGCCCCCCGGGCCAGAGCUCAGACCCCAGCGAACGAAAGAAGCCGGCAUCAGGGCCACAGAGCAGCCCCCCAGAGGAGAAGGGGACCUUUGGGGACAUGCCAGCUGCUGAGCAGCCACCUGCACCACCACCCAAGCCCCUGGAUGACGUGUAUAGUCUCUUCUUCGCCAAUAACAACUGGUACUUCUUCCUGCGCCUGCACCAGACCCUGUGCUCCAGGCUCUUGAGGAUCUACCGCCAGGCCCAGAAGCAGCUGCUGGAGCACCGCACCGAGAAGGAGCGGGAGCAGCUGCUGUGCGAGGGCCGCAGGGAGAAGGGCAGCGACCCCGCCAUGGAGCUGCGCCUCAAGCAGCCCAGUGAGGUGGAGCUGGAGGAGUAUUACCCGGCCUUCCUGGACAUGGUGCGGAGCCUGCUGGAGGGGAGCAUCGACCCCACGCAGUACGAGGACACUCUGCGCGAGAUGUUCACCAUCCACGCCUACAUCGGCUUCACCAUGGACAAGCUGGUGCAGAACAUCGCCCGACAGCUGCACCACCUGGUGAGUGACGACGUGUGCCUGAAGGUGGUGGAGCUCUACCUGAAUGAGAAGAAGCGGGGAGCCGCUGGCGGGAACCUGUCUUCCCGCUGUGUCCGAGCUGCCAGGGAAACCAGCUACCAGUGGAGGGCGGAGCGCUGCAUGGCGGACGAGAACUGCUUCAAGGUGAUGUUCCUUCAGCGCAAAGGACAGGUGAUCAUGACCAUCGAGCUACUGGACACUGAAGAGGCCCAGACAGAGGACCCUGUGGAGGUCCAGCACUUGGCCCGCUAUGUGGAGCAGUACGUGGGGACUGAGGGCGCGUCCAGCUCCCCCACCGAGGGCUUCCUGCUGAAACCCGUGUUCCUGCAGAGGAACCUCAAGAAAUUCCGGCGCUGGCAGUGCGAGCAGGUGCGGGCGCUUCGCGGUGAGGCCAAGAGCUCCUGGAAGCGGCUCAUUGGGGUGGAGAGCGCGUGUGAUGUGGACUGCCGCUUCAAGCUCAGCACCCACAAGAUGGUGUUCAUCGUGAACUCCGAGGACUACAUGUACCGCCGCGGGACCCUCUGCCGGGCCAAGCAGGUACAGCCCCUGGUGCUGCUCCGCCACCACCAGCACUUCGAGGAGUGGCACAGCCGCUGGCUAGAGGACAAUGUGACCGUGGAGGCAGCCAGCCUGGUACAGGACUGGCUCAUGGGUGAGGAGGAUGAGGACAUGGUGCCCUGCAAGACGCUCUGUGAGACGGUGCACGUGCACGGCCUGCCCGUCACCCGCUACCGCGUGCAGUACAGCCGCCACCCAGCCUCGCCCUGAGCAGCCCGAGCAGUGACGCGCCCUUGGCCACAGCCUCCAUCCUUGGGAUGUUUUCCUGAACAAGUUGGGGCCUUGUGUCCCCAGCCCCGCUGCUGCGGGACAGCCAGCCCCAGAGCAAGGCCCUGCCUCCCCUGGGCUCCCUGGCUCGUGUGGGCCUGUCCUGUGCCAAACCUGAUCCCUCUGCACUUGGGCCCUGGGCGCAGCCCCGCCCCCCAGGGGUGGGCAGACACCCUGGCCAAGGAGCCCCACUGUGCAUCAGGUGCCAAAUCCCUGCUGGGUGGGCACGUGCCAUCACUGACCCUGAAUUCCCAGGGUCUUGGAAAAGUCACAGGUGACAGAUAUGCAAGGCCUGUGCUUGGGAGGGGCUGAGUGUCCCCAAGACCCUGACACCAAAGUAGCUGGGCCUUGGGUGGACCCGCUUGUAAAGCAGGUCCUUCCGCAGCUCCCCAGAAAUGUUGCCUGAGGGUUGGGUGUCAGUCACGCAGCCAGUGAUGGGCACCCUUGGUCAUUCUGGAGAAGAGCCCCUCCAGCCGAGCUGGGGCUCCCACCGUAACUGUCCAGACCUGGAGCUGGCGUCUGUGCCUAGAAGACCCCUCUCUGGAUUAGAGAUGCCAGACCCCUUGCUGAUCCAGCAGCCACUCCCUGUCCCUGAGGGCAGGUGCCUCUCUAGAGUGGUGGCCCCACCCAGGGAGCCCUGGGGCACCUGGUCCUGCCCUGCAGUGGGGGUCCUGAAAGUACAUGUGUGCGCACGCACGUGCAUCUGUUCCUUUGCGCUCUCCUAGUGGCCCUUACCUCUGCAGCAGCCAAGGCCUGCGGCUUCUUAGGGCUGGGGUUUCUGGACGCUGAGUCCGCCCUAGCUGCCCUGUCCUGCAGCACCACCCCAGCAGCCACGCAGCCCUCUGCCUGUCCCCGGGACAGCCCAGCUGCUCCCGGGGUCAUUUUCUCUCUUUGCAAAGAGCCGAGGUGACCUGUCCCUCACUGGCCCCCAGGCUCUCUCUGCCAGAUCCCAUGGGACGGAUUGGGCCAGCGUCUCGGACCUCUUCCCCCAGCCCCCUGCCCAGUCCCAGCAUCGGAGGGAGCUGGAGCUGGCCCAGAGCAGCCGAGCUCAGCCUCCUGCAGCACGGCUGUGCCAAACUCAAGGAUCCAGGCAGCAAAGACGUGUUUCUAGAAGUUUCCUGUGGGACUGGAGGCUCCCAACACCUGUGACCCCAGGCCUGGGCACUUCUGAGCCCAUGAGCCCACCACAGGGCCCUUGCCUGUCCCCACUGUCUCGCAGGCACUUUGCGCAGCCUGGUCUCCUAGGAGGGGAUCUGAUCUCGGGGACUCCUGAGCCAGUCCCGCAGCUGGGCCCAGCCCGCAGCCCUCCCCGCCCUCCCCUGUGGCCAGGGGGAGAUGGGGCCUGGGUGCUCCCGAGCCCCUCCCCGCUGCGUCCCACCUCCCGCAUGCUUCUGUGGAGCAGCCCUCCGUUUCCGUUUCCGAGGAAUUUCUGUUCUGGGGCUUGUCCUUCCUUCGCAGCUGUUUUGAAUGUAGUUUUCCAUUUCUAUUUAUUUGCACAUUAAGGUUAAAAAUUAAAUAUUGACGUAAAAUCAA
Molecule: messenger RNA, 5419 nt
Organism: Ictidomys tridecemlineatus (thirteen-lined ground squirrel)
Lineage: Eukaryota; Metazoa; Chordata; Mammalia; Rodentia; Sciuridae
Gene: Sin3b
Product: SIN3 transcription regulator family member B
Biological process (GO): negative regulation of transcription by RNA polymerase II
Cellular component (GO): chromatin; Sin3-type complex
Molecular function (GO): transcription corepressor activity
Source: RefSeq, a predicted model, not a curated record